CUGAGCCACCACAACCCCAGCCCCAAGCAGGCAGGUUUUGACCUGAACUUUUUUUGAAUUUUUUAAAUGCAGCUCCAACAUUGGGCAAGUCUCACUUCAAAAACAUGGCCCUUCGGGAUGGUAAGUUUGGGCUCUUGGAGUCCUUGUGAGUAGUGGUUUUCCAAGCAUCCUCCCCUUGGGCUCCCGCGGCAGCGCUGGCAAGGGCACCCAGGCCCGCACUCGCCAAGCAAUUGCCCUACCACUGCGCGGCGGCCCUGGCCGCGCCAGCUCUCGGUGAGCACCGCUCUCCCGAGAGCGCAGCCACGGUUAGUCUCGGUUUGGUCGCCCCGUUUUGCACUGCCUCUGUCCUGGCUAAGUGCUAAAGGCCACUUGCGAGAACUUGACAGCGCCUCGCUUCUUGUCCUGAGGGGAGCUGCACACUGUGGCCACCGGGGGGCGCGGCCCGUCGCAGCUCCCGAGAGCUAGCGUGGGACGGUCACACUAGGAAACGGCCCCUUCGGUGACACUGCCAUCUAGCAGGUGACACCGACUGUUCGCCAACUGUCCGUAGCGCCAGGCCCCGGGCCGCCUUUAGCCGUCAGCCUCCCCGGGGUCUUACCACGCCGGCGAGCGGAAGAAACUUGCCUCGGCUGGGGCGCCCCGGCCCGCAAGGGCUCUGGGAGGCGUCUCUGCGUGGCCCUCCGCGGCCGCCGUCUYCGGUCACGUGAACGCGGGCAGGUCACGUGGCGCCGGAGCGGGUCACGAGAACGCUCCCCGGCCGCGGCAGCUUGCUGCCGAGUCCCGGCUCCGCGGGCCAUGGCCAAUGUCUCCAAGAAGGUGUCGUGGUCCGGCCGCGACCGCGACGACGAGGAGGCGGCGCCGCUGCUGCGGAGGACAGCGCGGCCGGGCGAAGGGACGCCGCUGCUGAACGGCGCCGCGCGACAGUCGCCUCACUCCGUGUCUUUCCGAAUUGGACAGAUGAGCAACGUGGAGCUGGACGAUGAGCUCCUGGACCCGGAAAGGGACUCGUCCCACCCCUUCCCUAAGGAGAUCCCACACAAUGAAAAGCUCUUGUCCCUCACAUAUGAGAGCCUGGACUAUGACAACAGUGAGAAUCAGCUGUUCCUGGAGGAAGAGCGGAGGAUCAACCACACGGCCUUCCGGACAGUGGAGAUCAAGCGCUGGGUCAUCUGUGCUCUCAUUGGGAUCCUCACAGGCCUUGUGGCCUGCUUCAUUGACAUUGUGGUAGAGAACUUGGCUGGUCUCAAAUACAGGGUCAUCAAGGACAAUAUUGACAAGUUCACGGAGAAAGGCGGGCUGUCCUUCUCCCUGCUGCUGUGGGCCACCCUGAAUGCCGCCUUUGUGUUCCUGGGCUCCGUGAUCGUGGCCUUCGUAGAGCCAGUCGCUGCCGGCAGUGGCAUCCCCCAGAUCAAGUGUUUCCUCAAUGGGGUGAAGAUUCCCCACGUGGUGCGGCUCAAGACGUUGGUGAUCAAGGUGUCCGGCGUGAUUCUGUCUGUGGUGGGGGGCCUGGCCGUGGGAAAGGAAGGUCCGAUGAUCCAUUCUGGGUCUGUGAUUGCCGCGGGAAUUUCCCAGGGGAGGUCAACAUCACUGAAGCGAGAUUUCAAGAUCUUUGAGUACUUCCGCAGAGACACAGAGAAGCGAGACUUCGUCUCUGCAGGAGCAGCAGCUGGGGUGUCAGCUGCUUUUGGAGCCCCUGUGGGUGGAGUCCUGUUCAGCCUGGAGGAAGGUGCUUCCUUCUGGAACCAGUUCCUGACAUGGAGGAUCUUCUUUGCUUCCAUGGUUUCCACCUUCACUCUGAAUUUUGUUCUGAGCAUCUACCACGGAAACAUGUGGGACCUGUCCAGCCCAGGCCUCAUCAACUUCGGGAGAUUCGACUCGGAGAAGAUGGCAUACACCAUCCACGAGAUCCCCGUCUUCAUCGUCAUGGGCGUGGUGGGUGGCAUUCUUGGAGCCGUGUUCAAUGCCUUGAAUUAUUGGGUGACGAUGUUUCGAAUCAGGUACAUCCACCGGCCGUGUCUCCAGGUAAUUGAAGCCGUGCUCGUGGCUGCUGUCACUGCCACCGUUGCCUUCGUGUUGAUUUACUCGUCCCGGGACUGCCAGCCCCUGCAGAACUCCAUGUCCUAUCCACUGCAGCUCUUCUGUGCAGAUGGCGAGUACAACUCCAUGGCCGCAGCCUUCUUCAACACCCCCGAAAGGAGCGUGGUGAGCCUGUUCCAUGACCCGCCAGGCUCCUACAACCCCGUGACCCUGGGCCUGUUCACCCUGGUCUACUUCUUCCUGGCCUGCUGGACCUAUGGACUCACUGUGUCUGCAGGCGUCUUCAUCCCAUCCCUGCUCAUCGGGGCUGCCUGGGGCCGGCUCUUUGGCAUCUCCCUGUCUUACCUCACGGGGGCAGCGAUCUGGGCGGACCCUGGCAAGUACGCCCUCAUGGGCGCUGCGGCCCAGCUCGGAGGGAUUGUGAGGAUGACCCUGAGCCUGACGGUCAUCAUGAUGGAGGCCACCAGCAAUGUGACCUACGGCUUCCCCAUCAUGCUGGUGUUGAUGACUGCCAAGAUCGUGGGUGAUGUCUUCAUCGAGGGCCUAUAUGACAUGCACAUCCAGCUGCAGAGUGUGCCCUUCCUGCAUUGGGAAGCCCCAGUUACCUCACACUCACUCACCGCCAGGGAAGUGAUGAGCACUCCCGUGACCUGCUUGAGGAUGAGGGAGAAGGUCGGCACCAUUGUGGACGUUCUCAGCGACUCUGCGUCCAACCAUAACGGCUUCCCUGUGGUGGAGGGUGUGGACGGCACCCAGCCAGCUAGGCUCCAGGGCUUGAUCCUGCGCUCUCAGCUCAUCGUGCUCCUUAAGCACAAGGUGUUUGUGGAGAGAUCCAACAUGGGCCUGGUACAGCGGCGGCUGAAGCUGAAGGACUUCCGCGACGCCUACCCACGCUUCCCCCCGAUCCAGUCCAUCCACGUGUCCCAGGAUGAGCGGGAGUGCACCAUGGACCUCUCGGAGUUCAUGAACCCCUCGCCCUACACAGUGCCCCAGGAUGCAUCUCUCCCUCGGGUUUUUAAGCUGUUCCGAGCUCUGGGCCUGAGGCACCUGGUGGUCGUGGACAACCGCAAUCAGGUCGUCGGGCUGGUGACCAGGAAGGAUCUGGCCAGGUACCGCCUGGGAAAGGGAGGCCUGGAGGAGCUCUCACUGGCCCAGACCUGAGGCCCGGCGCCCCACCUUGGGCGGUGGCACUCCCAGCCCCUUGCACCUACUAGGGUCCCUGUCCUCUGGGGGUGUGGCACUGGGAGCAGGCUUCCCUAGACUGGGCCAGUCCCUUGCUGUGCAGGUCCACCCCCCACUUCCUGUCUCCAGGGUCACGUGUGCAGCAGCACCUUCCCUGGGACCGAGGGGAGGGGCUGGCGUGCACAUGAGGUAGAUGUGCUGCAUCCUGCCUAUAGUGGCUUCUGUGGUUCCUGUGGGAGACCAGCUCCGGCUGACCACUCAGGAGCUGGUCUACCACUCCCGGCCACAAGCUCAGUCUCAUUUGCUGAGAGCCCACAGCCCAGGGCCCCUGGGCCUGAGCAAGGCCCAGCCUGAGCCUCAGUGGCCAGGGCCUGGGAGCUAUGUGGCUCCAGGGCAGCUCCAACAGGGAACCCCAUGUGCACCCCUGGGUUUACACCCAACUUGGGCAACCCCAGGUCCAGAGGACGUGGCAGAUGGGCUCUGUCCCAGGGUCUUGGGAGCUGUGGAUCAUCUUAGUGCCUGACUCCCAGGUCCUGCCUGUCACCCUAAGUACUCCAGAGCUGGGGUCACCCCACAUGUGUACAGCAGCCAGAGGUCAGCCUUCCCAUAGCACCCAGGGGCCUUGGUACUGGCUGAUACAUCUUUUCUGACAGCAGCAGAUGCCACUAGAGGUAGCCUCCUGCUGGCCUCAGGACUCCCAGGCUGUCUUAGUGGCUCUGGGAUAGACCAUUGAGAAUUAGCCAAGAAGCUCCCACCUUCCCACCCACCAGCUGGGCAGCCACCUUCAGACAGAUGACUAGAUGUGGUGUCCCUGUGGCUGCAGGGCCCCUCCUGUGGGACACGGAAGGGGAUCUCUAUGUCCCUGGCAUAUGUCUUGAAGGCCACAUGAGUCCUCCUAUGUGGCCCCAGGCUGUGCUUCCUCCUCUGCUCUCCAUGGGUCCUGAGUGUGAGAAAUAAAGGACCCCUGCCCAGACAGCCAGUGCCAGCCUCCCUGUUCAGCCCACUGGCACUUGUGGGGCCAGGGGUUGGGCGCUGAGGUGGUGGUGACUGGUGUGUGGCACCAAGCCUUCCUGUGAGCACCAUGGCCUCCCACCCUGCAACCUGGGGAGCUGCAGACAGGUCAGGUCUGGCAGAUAGCCAUCCGCCCUCACUGGGGCCCUGCCCUCCUCCUCCAAGCAGCUCCCAGCCAUUUCUACCACCCCUGCUCUCUAGGCCAGGAAGCCCCACUCCUGGGCGAGCCAGGAUACUGGGGAGUCCCUCGCCCAGGACCCUUUACUCCACAGGAGGCCCUGGCAGGUGGGCCUGGGAAACAAGGCAAGAAGAGCUCUGGAGGGGCUGCAUCUGAGUUGGUCCUCAGGGCGUGAGAAACCGCCAGGCCCCAGAGGCGUACCAAAAACGCACGUGCAAUCUCUGUACACAUUGUUUUGUGUUGGUCACAUGUUGGAAUGACAUUUUGGAAAUAUUAGGUCAAAUAAAACAAAUUGUCAUAACUCCUGUCGUCCUGGCCUCCUUCAUGGCUGCUGGGAGAGCCAGAGGUGCCAGCAGCCCUAAGUGGUGGGCACCUCCUGCAGCUUGCCCCUGGGUCUCUGGCCUGGGCUGUGAUCAGGACUGGUUGGCUUGGUUUCCCUCCCUGCUGCCCCUGAAAUAAGCCCCUUUGCAAGAUGAAGCUGUCCAGUGCCCCUCAGAACCUUCCAGAAGCUGGCAGUUGGAGGCCAUCAGGAUAGGACAGGUGAGGGCUCAAGUCCACUGGCAGUUGGUCCAUGACCCACAGGGUUCUGGUGAGGAAAGAAAAGUUCCAGAAUAGCUCUGUUGCCCAGCUGCUCCUGCCUCCUGUGGGACCCUCUGGGAAGAAGGCAGGAUGUAAGGAUGGCUUUUCGAGUUGCAGCCCUCCCGCUUCCUGAGGCCUCCUAGCCUUCUAGCCCCACUUCCCUGCCACACCCUAAGUCCCCAUCAGCCCUGGCCUAGCAUCCGGCUCUGGGCAGCCACGGGGACACUAGGCCCAGCGUCAAAGCUGCAGGGGGGACAGCUGGUGAAGCCAUGUCAGGUGAGCCAGAUGCGGGGUGUGCAGUCUGCAGCGGGAGGAGCAAGGUACCGGGAGGACCACACAAGACAGCUCUGCUCUCCCCGUGGCUGCUGCCAGAGCUAGUCAGGGUGGUGCUGUCUUGUGUCUGCUACCCAGUACUGUGUGUUCUCUGGCAGGUUCUUGCAGCUCUCUGAGCCAAGCCCCUACCUGGUUUGGGUGGUGCCUAGCAACGGUAGACAGGCUGAGCUCGGGUGGCUGGUGGGUAUUGCCAGCAACGUUGGGGUGCCUGUGGGCUCCAGCAGGAGCUGGUGUCUGGGGGUGCAC
Molecule: messenger RNA, 5566 nt
Organism: Urocitellus parryii (Arctic ground squirrel)
Lineage: Eukaryota; Metazoa; Chordata; Mammalia; Rodentia; Sciuridae
Gene: Clcn7
Product: chloride voltage-gated channel 7
Biological process (GO): transmembrane transport; chloride transport
Cellular component (GO): intracellular membrane-bounded organelle; lysosomal membrane
Molecular function (GO): chloride:proton antiporter activity
Source: RefSeq, a predicted model, not a curated record